AAAGGGGUAAAAUCGUGAAAACGGAAAAGGAAAGGUGGUAUGGUGAGUCUCUUUUUCUUUUAGUCUCCCUAGUCUCUGUCUAUCUAGUCUCUCUCUCUGCCUUCUAUUUCUUGCAUUACAUCCUGAUACAGAGAGAUCCGAGGGGUUCGAGCCAAAACCCUAACCCUAAGAUAUCACCUACAGCUCUCUAGCUUCUCUCAAUCAUAUUCAUUAUCAGACAUGGCUGCUGCAGCACCAGAGGGAUCUCAAUUUGAUGCUCGCCAGUAUGAUGCUAGAAUGAAUGAACUUGAAGCCGAUGGCCAAGAUUUCUUUACUACAUACGAUGAGGUUUAUGACACUUUUGAUGCAAUGGGAUUGCAAGAGAAUCUUCUUAGGGGCAUUUAUGCUUAUGGUUUUGAGAAGCCAUCUGCAAUUCAGCAAAGGGGGAUUGUACCAUUCUGCAAGGGACUUGAUGUAAUUCAACAAGCACAGUCUGGAACAGGAAAAACGGCAACCUUUUGCUCUGGAAUUCUACAGCAACUUGACUACAGCUUAAUUCAGUGCCAAGCAUUGGUCCUUGCACCAACUCGAGAAUUAGCACAACAAAUUGAGAAGGUUAUGCGGGCAUUAGGUGACUACCUUGGUGUUAAGGUUCAUGCUUGUGUAGGUGGGACCAUUGUUCGUGAAGAUCAACGGAUUCUCUCAAGUGGGGUUCAUGUGGUUGUUGGUACACCUGGCCGUGUGUUUGACAUGUUAAGGAGGCAAUCUCUCCGCCCUGAUAACAUAAAGAUGUUUGUGUUGGAUGAAGCAGAUGAAAUGCUCUCACGAGGUUUUAAGGAUCAGAUCUAUGAUAUUUUCCAGUUACUGCCACCACAAAUUCAAGUAGGGGUUUUCUCUGCUACAAUGCCUCCUGAAGCCCUUGAGAUCACAAGGAAGUUUAUGAACAAACCUGUCAGGAUUCUGGUGAAACGUGAUGAGCUUACCCUUGAGGGUAUCAAGCAAUUUUAUGUCAAUGUUGAGAAGGAGGAAUGGAAGCUUGAGACGCUUUGUGAUCUCUAUGAGACCUUGGCAAUCACCCAAAGUGUCAUUUUUGUGAAUACUAGGCGUAAGGUAGAUUGGCUUACAGACAAGAUGCGGAGUCGUGACCAUACAGUGUCUGCUACCCAUGGAGAUAUGGACCAAAAUACAAGGGACAUCAUCAUGAGAGAAUUCCGAUCUGGAUCCUCUCGUGUACUUAUCACCACUGAUCUCUUGGCUCGUGGUAUUGAUGUUCAGCAAGUCUCUCUUGUGAUCAAUUAUGAUCUCCCAACACAACCAGAGAACUACCUUCAUCGAAUUGGUCGUAGUGGAAGAUUUGGGAGAAAAGGUGUUGCCAUCAACUUUGUGACCAGGGAUGAUGAAAGGAUGCUAUUUGACAUCCAGAAGUUUUACAAUGUUGUUGUGGAGGAGCUUCCAUCAAAUGUUGCUGAUCUUAUUUGAUGCUGUUUUGAGUUGGCUGGGUAAAUGGCUCCUUGGAAAUGACAAGUAUUAGUGGUCUGUUGCCCUUACAGCUGGAAGAGAUUUUUGUUCCUGCAGAAUGAGAUGGGUUCCCUUUACCAUUUAGCAUCUGAUGUUCAAAUUUUGAUUUGGUGUCUAAGUAAGAAAAGUAUGUAGCAUUGUUCUAGUUUUAUUCUAAAUCUUGUUGCUUUAUCUGUGUUUUUAUUUUUCUACUCUAGUUUCUGUAUUUGAGAGUAUUAUGUAGAGUGGGAGCGUGAUUAUUUUAGAACAUUGGACUCGGAUUUUUAUUGAUAUGGUGGUAAGUUAAUUCAUUUCCGCUCUCUAGCUACUGAAUUGGCAUGAUUGUUUGAGAGUUUUGGUCUGAUCUAGAGGUUCUAUUCAUCUAGGCUUGGCCCGUGGUGUUUAGCAUUCUUUCAGAUACGGAAAUUGUGCUGAUCUCUGCUGAAGCAAGACCUAAUGACAAAUUCUGAGGGGGUGAGGCUGUCUGGCUCCCUUGGUCUCAAAAUCGUUUCUUGGGUUCAAUUUUUCUGAAACACGCUAGUGAGUGAAUGGUGAACAUGAUCCAGGGAAUCCUCUCUGCCUCUAGAGGCUGCGGAAGUGCUUUACAGCUAAGGUAAGAUAAUGUGAUCUAUCUAUUUGAGGCAAAUAGAUACUCUUUGAUUGGAAAGUCUAUCUGAGCAACGAGUGCUUAAGAUAUUGGUUGAACUAUUUCUUGGUCAUCCUCAUCCGUUUUAGAGCCUUUGCUAAAAUCCUGGGCUGUCUGGCCUACUGACUUUUUAGCUUUUCGCCCAUAUAAUGUGGUUAGCACUUAGCUUCUCCACUUCCACCGAGCAAAAGCCUCUCGUCCUACAAUUACGUUAAAGUUGAUAACUUUUGUGGAGCCAGGCCCCUGAUGCAGCUUAUCACUAUCGAUGAUUAAAGCCACUGCCCGUAGGGUAAACCGCGGAUAAGAAGUGUUCCAAAGCAUAUAAAAAGGAUGAUGCCACUAACUUUAAUGCUCCUCCAAGAAAAAAGUGCUGGCCUUUCCUUUGCUUAACUAUUGGGUUUUAGGUUUGCUUAACUAUUGGGUUUUAGGUUUGGGUAUUGUAUAACAAGGUUGCAUUUAAUAUCAGAAAGGACUUCCAAAAAGACUUAUGAAAGCAUUUUGGGACCCCAAAUGCAUGCGAGUUAUGCCUAAAUUUCUCAUGUCAAGCUUUCAACGAGUAAGAAAAAAGAAUGAAGUUGAGUUUUUGGACUGCUUCAAAGGGUAUUGAGUUUGGGAGAAAUUAUUUUCAAAGCCAACGUGAUGGAUUAGUGAGCUGGUUUUGGUUUGAGAAACAAGCGACAUAAAAACAACAACAGGUUGGAUGUUGGUUUCGGGUUGUUAGAGGUGAUUUUUGUUAUUUGUGGUUUUUUAAUCAGUUGAUCUUAGUUAUUGAUGGAACAGACAAACGCAAAAAUAGUUGAAU
Durio zibethinus is the source of this 2924-nucleotide messenger RNA. RefSeq names its product eukaryotic initiation factor 4A-15. Gene Ontology annotation, molecular function: nucleic acid binding; RNA helicase activity; ATP binding. The record is from RefSeq and is a predicted model, not a curated record. Lineage: Eukaryota; Viridiplantae; Streptophyta; Magnoliopsida; Malvales; Malvaceae.